This is a messenger RNA of Necator americanus (New World hookworm), 1041 nucleotides long. RefSeq lists its product as uncharacterized. The coding region runs from base 1 to 1041 and encodes 346 amino acids. The record is from RefSeq and is a predicted model, not a curated record. NCBI's taxonomy places the organism in Eukaryota, Metazoa, Nematoda, Chromadorea, Rhabditida, Ancylostomatidae. The transcript is spliced from 8 exons.
AUGUUAUUACCACUUCUGUUUCUUUCAAGAAUACACAAGUAUUGUGCAUGUGUGGCGACAGUCCCAGGGGGCCCAGGGGUCCCGGGAGUCCCGGCGUGCAAUUGCCGUCAAGAUCUCUACGACACUUCCCUUUGCCCGCCAAUGGGACAGUGCUAUUUAGACCCGAAUGCAGUGGUGUACAACUUUGGAGUCACCUGCACCGCUUCUCUGAUGUGUCCGUCAGACUACUUCAUCAGAUUUCAGCUAGCAAAUGGCCAGUUUGUAAACAACAUUGCUAUGAGUUUGUACACCAAUCAACAGCAUCGACUGGAAUGUAGAAACCAGCAGUGGUUCUACUUGAGUCCUCGCGCACCCACAGGUGAACUCAUCAGCCACCUCGUCUGCUACGAGCGGCCUAUAGAAACUCCUUAUGCCUCAAGGCAGGCUCCAAAAGCACACUCUGCUUCCAGUUGCAAAGUAUGUUCGUCAGUCGUGAACAGUUCUCUCUGUCCGCAAAAGUACAAGUGCUCCGAGCCUUCGAUUGGAAGUUCGAACGAUGGUACAUCCGACUGCAAUUACUCCGUGAUUGAGUGUCCCGGAUCCGAUCUCCUUGUACAACUGAAGUCCGGGUCAAGCAUGAUUGUUUAUCCAGAAGACGUGCAAUGCGACGGAGAAUGGAUAUUCGAUGACGGUCGUCGAUCACAUCGAAUAGAAAGCAUGACUUGUCUCAUCAGAGUUUCCGUUCCCGAAACUCCUUCGAACUGCAAAUGUUCGUAUCCUCCUCCAAGAGAAAUAUGUACGACCCCAAAUGCAUGCACCGAUAUAACUGCCGGAAAUUCCCUUGAUGGAUGUUCUAUGAGGAUUCGUUGCCAGAAAGGCAAUCAUCUCGUCAUUAGGAAGAGACAAGAGGAUGGUGGAUUGAAUGCUCGUGAGCAGGUUGUGGCAGGGAAUAAUCCACUGCUGCUAUGCACCAACGGAAAUUGGCUGGUGAACAACAACGAUCGAGAAUUUCGCUUGGAAGAAAACGAAACUAUAUUCUGUGAAGAGCCCACCAAUCGUUGA